AUUAAACUCAAAGUAAACUUAAAAUAUAAAAUAUAGACUAUUAAAAUUAAAUUACAACCCCCACCCCCACCCACAAUUAUCAACACUACUAACCUAUUACAUCUACCACCAGAUACUUCGCGAUCAUACACCCCCUGAAAAGUCGCAUAAACAAGAGCAAAUCGCGCACAAUCAAGAUCAUUUUAAGCACCUACAUAAUACCAUCGGUGGCCGCCCUCCCGUUCCUCUACCCGGACGCCAAGGCCACCGAAAUGACACUUCACAGUCCGUACGGAACCAUCUCACGGCUCACGUGUUUCAUCGACUUCGACCCCUACUUCCGGAAGAGCUACUAUACCUUCCUGUUCAUCACGUUUUACUUGAUACCAUUGGUAUUCAUCGGGUGGACCUGUUUCUGUAUCGCCCGCUCCCUCCUGAGGAUCACCGCCCUUAACAGACAGGGAAGCCUUCGGAGGCAAGAAGUGAACCGACGAAAAAUUGGCCAAAUGAUACUAAUCGUGGUGAUGGCGUACACGAUAUCGUGGACCCCCUACUUCAUAGUGUCCAUAAUCACCCAGUACCAAGAGGUGAACUUCAUGCAAAAGCAUAACUUCUACUUUACGAUGCUUUGCAUCAAUUUAUUCGCGUUUCUAAACUCGUCAAUAAAUCCGUUCAUUUACGCCAUUAUGAGCACCAGAUUUCGUAACGGAUUUAUGCGUAUACUUAGGCUUAUAUUGUGCUUUAAUGAGACCAAAACCACUCAAGACAUCAUCGCGGACAGCCUACCGAAACGUCGUGUGCCGAAGCCGUUGGCCUGCCUUAACAAAUAUCACCGGCAGAUGCUAUUACUGGCCUGCGGUGAGCCCAGUCAGCUCAGCACCGAUAGCUCCACACAGCACGACAACAACAACAGCUCCGUCGGCGGCGCCAUCGAGAACUCGUUUUCGGCCACAUUUCUCUUCAAUCGCAUCCAUUUCCACCGGAGGGUCACAUUACCCGCGCAUAUGUCGAUGAGAGAGACCACUCACACGAACCUCAACCACAACGACGAGAUUAAUGGUGAUUACAAUCUGACGGCCAAUCACUCCGCGGACACUGAAAUGGUGUCCAAACUUAACGCUAAUUACAACGAAAGGUGUAACCCGUUGAAGGGUGUAGUCGGGGAGGAGUUGUUGGAUUUGAGGCCCGAUUUGAUUCACGGCACCGUUAUGUCGCCGACGACGCCUACCCCCAGGCAAAGGACCGGCAGUGAGAGUAUACUCCCGAGUCUGAAGCGAUUCUGGGAACAGAAUUUCAUGGACUUCGAGGACACGGACGGCGAGCACAAGAAUCGUAAACUGUAUGCCAGUGUGUGUGCCAUAAGUCAACCAAAUUCACACAUUAUUGUCACCAAAAACACUGAAAUCUAA
Messenger RNA from Oppiella nova, 1388 nucleotides. The record is from the annotation of a GenBank genome assembly. Lineage: Eukaryota; Metazoa; Arthropoda; Arachnida; Sarcoptiformes; Oppiidae.